This is a messenger RNA of Thunnus maccoyii (southern bluefin tuna), 7533 nucleotides long. Its product is annotated as mitogen-activated protein kinase kinase kinase kinase 4-like. The transcript has 32 exons. Gene Ontology annotation, molecular function: ATP binding; protein kinase activity. The record is from RefSeq and is a predicted model, not a curated record. Lineage: Eukaryota; Metazoa; Chordata; Actinopteri; Scombriformes; Scombridae. Gene Ontology annotation, biological process: protein phosphorylation. Bases 230 to 4738 code for a protein of 1502 amino acids.
GUGAUUUUCACCUCCAGCUUGACGUCAGUGGCACAGUCAGGGAGAGAUCCCGCUGCUGCCACCUCAACAUGGAGUAAAGACACCCCAGCGUUCACUGCUAACCAGCGGAUCCCACGGAGAGGAAUACGCGACGGCCUCUGCUUAAUUUAUCCACCGAGGGUCUCCGCAAAUGAUACAGCGGCGAGCAUUUUUUGACGGCGCAAAGAAAAGCUCUGCUUUUAUUUGAAAGAUGGCGAACGACUCUCCGGCUAAAAGUCUAGUAGACAUAGACUUGGCUUCAUUGCGGGAUCCAGCUGGGAUAUUUGAAUUGGUGGAGGUAGUUGGAAAUGGCACCUAUGGACAAGUAUACAAGGGACGACAUGUCAAGACCGGACAGCUGGCUGCCAUCAAGGUCAUGGACGUCACAGAGGAUGAAGAGGAGGAAAUUAAACUGGAGAUCAAUAUGCUGAAGAAGUAUUCCCACCACAGAAACAUAGCCACCUACUAUGGUGCUUUCAUUAAAAAGAGCCCCCCGGGACACGAUGACCAGCUAUGGUUGGUGAUGGAGUUUUGUGGAGCUGGUUCGAUCACCGACCUGGUAAAGAACACCAAAGGGAACCAGCUGAAGGAAGACUGGAUCGCAUACAUCUCCAGAGAGAUCCUCAGAGGUCUGGCCCACUUGCAUGCCCACCAUGUUAUCCACCGUGACAUCAAGGGGCAGAACGUCCUGUUGACUGAGAAUGCUGAAGUCAAACUAGUGGACUUUGGCGUGAGUGCCCAGCUGGAUCGGACAGUGGGGAGGAGAAACACCUUCAUCGGGACUCCCUAUUGGAUGGCCCCUGAGGUCAUCGCUUGUGACGAGAACCCAGAUGCUACAUAUGAUUACAGGAGUGAUCUGUGGUCUUGUGGUAUCACAGCUAUUGAAAUGGCUGAAGGAGCACCACCACUUUGUGACAUGCACCCCAUGCGUGCACUCUUCCUUAUUCCAAGAAACCCUCCUCCUAGGCUCAAAUCAAAAAAAUGGUCCAAAAAGUUUUUCAGUUUCAUCGAGGGCUGUCUGGUGAAGAACUACACGCAGCGCCCCCCAACAGAGCAGCUGCUGAAGCACCCCUUCAUCCGAGACCAGCCCAACGAGAGGCAAGUCCGCAUCCAGCUCAAAGACCACAUCGACCGUACCAAGAAGAAGAGGGGAGAGAAGGAUGAGACUGAGUACGAGUACAGUGGCAGCGAGGAGGAGGAAGAGGAUCCCCCGGAGCAGGAGGGAGAACCCAGCUCCAUUGUCAAUGUGCCAGGUGAGUCAACUCUGCGCCGUGACUUCAUCCGCCUGCAGCAGGAGAACAAGGAACGGUCAGAGGCGCUCCGCCGCCAGCAGCUCCUCCAGGAGCAGCAGCUGCGAGAGCAGGAGGAGUACAAGCGCCAACUACUGGCUGAGAGGCAGAAACGCAUUGAGCAGCAGAAGGAGCAGAGGAGGCGGCUGGAAGAGCAACAGAGACGUGAACGGGAGAUGAGGAGGCAACAGGAGCGUGAGCAACGUCGCCGGGAGCAAGAGGAGAAGAGGCGCAUCGAAGAGAUGGAUCGCAGACGUAAAGAGGAGGAGGAACGCCGGCGGGCCGAGGAUGAGAAGAGAAGGAACGAUCGUGAACAGGAGUACAUCAGACGUCAGCUGGAGGAGGAGCAGAGACACCUGGAGAUGCUGCAGGAGCAGCUGCUCCGUGAACAGGCCAUGUUGCUGGAGUUCAAGUGGCGGGAGCUCGAGGAGCAACGCAAGGCCGAGCGACUCCAUAAGCGGCUGCAGCAGGAGCAGGCUUACCUGCUGUCGCUCCAGCACGAUACCAAACAGCAGCCUGGCGACAAGACCAAACUCCUCUCAGACCAUAGCAAACCUCCACAGACCUCCACCCUGCCCCCUGACAGAGUCCUCACCACAACCCCACAAGCUCAGGUCCUUGACAGUGCUGUCUCUGUAGCGAGAGGUGCUCACGAGUCCCCCAGAGGCCUUCAGACAAUCCCCUCUGACAGCACGAAAUCCCAGGCAGCGGUGCCAGAGAAGACUGACUCUGAUGAGACCUGCACCAGCCAGCUCUCAGACUCCCCCAGUCCCAGCCCCCCUCAGACCGAAACCCCUACUGACUCUAAACCUCCCCAGGCAGAACAUUUGGAGCCCGAUAGGCCCGCCGAGCCUGUCAGUCAUCCUCCUCAGCCUAUCAGAGAGGCCGACGAGCGGUACCGUAAGAACAUUCAGGGCUCCCCUCAGACUGCCCCUCCUCCCAAGCAGCCCCCUUUGCCUCCCCGCUCCUCUGAACCGUUCUCCAAUGGCGGCUCCUCCGAGGCCUCCGCCAUGCACCGACCCAUGGAGCCUCAGGUCCAGUGGUCCCACCUGGCCGCUCUAAAGAGCAGCAACAGCGCCGCCCCCUCUCCUCCUCCUCCGCCCGUGGUCUCUCGCUCCCAGUCCUUCAGCGAGCCCGGCGGCGUGACCUCUAGCUUUGCACAACUCCACCUGCGUUCCCAGGACCCCCACCAUCACCACCACCAUCACCACCCAUCGCCCGCACGCACUGACCCCCAGCCCCAACCUCCCCUCCACCACCCUCAGGCUCAGCCUCGGGCCGAACACCAGGCCAGCAGCGAGGAAGUGCCUCCAAAGGUACCAGUGAGGACUACAUCCAGGUCUCCGGUACUGUCGCGCCGAGAGUCCCCUCUGCCAUCACAGCCUGGCAACCAGGGCGGACAGAGGAAUGCUGGCGGUAACGUGGAGCAGCGCCCGCUGUGGGACCGAGUGGAAAAGCUGCAGCCUCGGCCAGGCAGCGGCAGCUCCUCCGGCUCUUCCAACUCCAGCUCCCAGGCCAGUUCUGGGGACCGCUUCAGGCCACGCUGUGAGUCCCCUGCUUCCUCCAAAUCUGAAGGAUCACCUCUCCAGCGGCCUGAAAACGUUCCCAAAAAACAAGAUGAAAAGAACCUCGCCAGGCCUACUCGACCGGCUGACCUGACAGCUCUGGCCAAGGAGCUUCGCGCAGUAGACGACGUGCGGCCUCCCCACAAGGUGACCGACUACUCCUCCUCGAGCGAGGAUUCGGGCACCACUGACGAGGACGACGACGAGGAGGUGGACCAGGAGGCUGGAGAGGAGUCCACCUCAGGAGCUGAGGACUCCAGGGCUGGGCGGCUGAGUAACGGGGAGACAGAGUCCGCUAAAACCAUGCUGGUUGAAGACUCAGAGAGCGACCAAGCCACUACGCCCUCCAAGGAUGGCACUCUGGUCAUCAGACAGAGCACCGUUGACAUAAAGCGGUUGGUCAAUCUCUCUUCCCCGGCUGGCCCCGGUCAUGGCCAAGGCCAGCCCCAACCCCCCGGCCACAGCCUCCAAGAGAAAAAUGGCUUUGCCGGCCGCAUACACCACCUACCAGACCUUAUCCAGCAGAGCCACCACUCCCCUUCCUCUUCUUCAACCAUCCCUUCCUCCUCCUCCUCCUCCUCUUCCUCCUUCCCCUCAUCAUCUAGCCAUGCCAGUCCUGCCAUGUCCCCACAGAAUUCCCUGGACAAGCUCACUGCCAUAGAGACCCAGUCAGAAAGCAACUCCAUGUCCAAACACAAGUCUUCCUCUUCCUUCACUCCCUUCAUCGACCCACGCCUUCUCCAGAUCUCUCCAUCCAGCGGCAGCUCCCUCAACAACAUGGCAGGAUUUGGGCAGGACGGACGGCUGGCGGACCCGCUGAGGUCUGACCCAUCCCGUAAAGGUUCAGUUGUCAACGUCAACCCAGUCAACACACGCCCGCCGAGCGACACGCCAGAGAUUCGCAAGUACAAGAAGAGGUUCAACUCUGAGAUCCUGUGUGCUGCACUCUGGGGAGUGAACCUGCUGGUGGGGACAGAGAGUGGUCUUAUGCUGCUGGACCGGAGCGGUCAGGGGAAGGUCUACCCCCUGAUCAACAGGCGACGCAUCCAGCAGAUGGACGUCCUGGAGGGACUCAAUGUCCUGGUCACCAUAUCAGGCAAGAAAAACAAGCUGCGGGUGUAUUACCUAUCGUGGCUCAGAAACAAGAUUUUGCACAACGACCCUGAGGUUGAGAAGAAGCAGGGUUGGGUCAAUGUUGGUGACCUGGAGGGCUGCGUCCACUACAAAGUCGUGAAAUAUGAGAGGAUCAAGUUCUUGGUGCUGGCCUUGAAGAACGCUGUGGAGGUGUACGCCUGGGCACCUAAACCCUACCACAAAUUCAUGGCCUUUAAGUCUUUUGGUGACCUGGUGCACAGGCCUCUGCUGGUUGACCUGACUGUGGAGGAAGGUCAGAGGUUAAAGGUCAUCUACGGCUCCUGCUCAGGCUUCCAUGCUGUGGAUGUGGACUCCGGUGCCGUCUACGACAUCUACCUGCCCACACAUAUCCAGACCAGCAUUCAGUGCCACGCCAUCAUCAUCUUACCCAACACUGACGGCAUAGAGUUGCUGGUGUGUUACGAAGACGAGGGCGUCUACGUCAACACCUAUGGACGCAUCACCAAGGAUGUGGUGCUGCAGUGGGGAGAAAUGCCAACUUCAGUGGCCUACAUUAGGUCGAACCAGAUCAUGGGCUGGGGUGAAAAGGCCAUAGAGAUCCGCUCAGUGGAGACGGGUCACCUGGACGGUGUCUUCAUGCAUAAGAGAGCCCAGAGACUCAAGUUCCUCUGUGAGAGGAAUGACAAGGUUUUCUUCGCCUCUGUGCGCCCCGGAGGCGCCAGCCAGGUGUACUUCAUGACCCUGGGACGCACUUCCCUUAUGAGCUGGUAGUCGACAUCCCGCCACACCAGCCGACAUACGACGACCAUACCUAAGCAGUGACCAACAGAUGACGAUUGUGACUAUGACCAACGACUACGAAGAAGAAGAGAACAGCCUUGAGAACAGCUUCCUCUCACCCUGCUCGGGCAAGAAAACAACCGAUUAGGACUGUAAUCAUGAAAAGAAGCGUUAGGCGAGGGACGGGUGUGUGUUUCGGGGGGUGGGGCGGGGAGGUGCGUUCUGUUUGCGUGCAUUGUCACAAGUCCACUGAGUGUACUAGUAAACUAUAUUAAGACAACAGAAACCCCCCCUUCCCACGAGCCUCCAGGUUUUUCUCACCCCGACCCCGCCACCCGAACUUUGAGCCGAUCCCCCCUCUCCUCCUCCCUCCUCCUCCUCCUCCUCCUCCUCCUCCUCCUCCUCCUCUUCCUCUGCGGGACGUGGGAUCUGUCGCCUGUUGAUGGUAAAUCUUUUAUGUGUCAUAGUAAAACUUUGCAUCGUGUAUGUGUGUGAGUGGAGGGCAACGCAAGAAACACUGAGCAUGUGAAUGACUGACCAAGUGUGUUUGUCUGAAGGGACGAUAAGAGGCUAAACACAGUCGUUGCUGUACUGAAAGAAGGCGAUUACUGUAUGUGCCACACCUUUUGUCGCUGUGUUUAGUCCAGGUCCUGUUCAGGUAGAUUUAACUCUUAUUCCCACCACGGUAGAUUUACGUCAGGCACGUCAUUUAACACUAGUUCAAAUGUCACAGCCACACGUUUCCUCCCAUAAAUAAUGCUUGACAUGAAAAUCUGCCUCUUCACUUUUUUUUGCCUUCUUCUCCUUUAAAGUGAAGACGACUCUUUAAGGGACCUUCUUGAUAUAUCCAUUAAAUACAGGGUACUGGAUAUCAGCUUGUACAUACUAACUACAUUCAACCAUGUGGGCUUCAGACUCUCCCAGACUCAACUUUUACCACAUUGCCUCACGUCAAUGAGGUUGGACAGCCCUGUUUAUGACAGCAUGUUGGUGUUAUCAACAAAAUUAGCCCGUUUUUUUUUUCACACACUGUAUAUUUUGUAUGUGACUCGCUGCACAUAAAUAAAGCAUAAGAGAGCAGGAAGCACCCAUAGAGGGAGAUUACUCAGAUACUCCUACUGUUAUUUAUCAGCAGUGCUUUCCAGACGUUUGUGAUGAAGUGUUGCAUUUUUGCCUCUCUGGUCAAUCGUCUUUUUUCUUAAUCCGUUAGUGGUUAUAAAAAGGAUUCUGUUGUUCUACUGGAAAUAUAAAAACACACCACCAAACCGACAAAUGGACCCAGAAAUGUGAGGUGCAUUACAGAUAGCUGUUUUUUUUUCUCUCUCUCUCUCUUCUUUCUUCAGGUGGAUUUUUCCUUUAACGUCAGUCAUAAGUAGGGCUAGGAUAAACUGUGAAUUAGACAUGCAGAAUUAGCAGGUGGCCGUUAUGGUAGCAUGGAGGCCAGUGGGCAGAAGUGACAGUAAGGGAACGAAGGCAGCAUGCGUAGAAGCUUUGAACAUCACACUCUCCGCAGAAAGGAGGAAACCGGGAUCAGCUGAUGAUCCUCCUGCACACUUUGAAGCCACAUUUCACACCUAUGAUCCAACUCUGUAUUCUGAAGGAGACUUUAGCUAAACGUUUGGGUCGCCAGCAGAAUACAACUGCUCAAAAUCCUCUGUAGGUUUUUGACAAGUUAAAAGUGAAGAAGUUUGGAUUUUUGCGUACUGUAGGGACACUUUAGUCUGAACCAGCCAUGUGAUUCAAUAUUGGACCUCUUUUUGCCAUUUCAAGCUUCAAACAGGCAGUUAGUUUUACUCAGUUCUGUCUGUAUUGAAGACACAAAUACACUACUCUAACUGGACGGUGACUCCAUCCUAGAAUUGUAUUUUAUUUCUUCAUUUUUCAUCCUCUGAAACCCGAACGACAAGGCUGCACUUCACUUCAUGUUAAGACAGUCUCAUUCCACUGUUAAAUGUAGAAUCCAUCCGGCGGCUGUAUGUGUGUACGAGUGAAAACGGGACUCAAAUGCAGCGUUUCACUCCCCCCCCCACCCCCCAACCAACACCACCACCACUUAAACUCUUAGACUCUUUAAUCCUGCUCUCUGUAAGGGUGGUGCCUUCACUGUCCAAUGUGGGACCUCCUGAGAGCAUUGGAACGAGAUGCUUUCACUGUCUGAUCAUCUGUGAAAAGCAAAAGAAGGCAAAAAGUCACACGUUCUAAUAACAGUGUUACAAAACCACUUCAGACGGUGUGAAGUACAGUAAGCGGCAUAUUUUUAACUCGGACUUAGUUUUUAGUCUUGUUUCUGCAAUUUUUAUUAUGUAACCCUUCAGAUAAGUAUGCGACUGCAGUGGUUUUUAAAUUGUAAUGCACACCUUAUGUUGAAAAUGUUUACAGAAGCAAUUGUUUUGUUAAACCAAUGUGCAUCGAUAUGAAUAUUUAUGGUUUAUUUUGAGGGCAGUUUUUCCCUGUUUUUUGUAUUUUGUAUUAUUCCCUUUUUGUACUAUCAUUUAGACGUUUGUGUACAGGAAUAAUCGACUUUUGCUCACGGUAUGAAAUACACAAGUCCAGAGUGUGAUUUCACUGAUUCCUCUACAUCCUGCAUAGUGCACAGUGUGCCCCUGGCUGUGUGGCAGCGUGGAUCAAAUGUUUUCUACCACCCAGGUGCCAGGUGACAUGUUCCCCCCUCAAACGUCUCUCUGCCAUGCCUCUCUAAUUUAUGUCCUCUCUGUGUGUACUAUGGGAAUUACUGUAUUUUCCUGAAGGUCUUUUUUUCCAUUGAAUAAAAUCAGAAGUAAUUUACA